Messenger RNA from Necator americanus (New World hookworm), 2331 nucleotides. RefSeq lists its product as uncharacterized. NCBI's taxonomy places the organism in Eukaryota, Metazoa, Nematoda, Chromadorea, Rhabditida, Ancylostomatidae. The record is from RefSeq and is a predicted model, not a curated record. The coding region runs from base 1 to 2331 and encodes 776 amino acids. The transcript is spliced from 17 exons. Gene Ontology annotation, molecular function: protein dimerization activity.
AUGGCAAUGUGCCUUCCUUUACAAGAUGUUUGGGAUGAUGAGGACAAUCCUCUCAUCAUCGUUCUCGCUCUUAUUCUACAUCUUAUUGUUUUUGUACCUCCUCUGGGGACUGUCACAAUGUGGCCAGUAAUAUCAGCGCCUCCCGGAAAACCGGAUGGUGAGAAUAUGCGGAAACGACCUAGGAAAUUACGUUCAGAAUUCAAGAAUUCACCAUCGUUUCCAACAACUUUCAUUCAACCGAGUUCUGAUUCGUCACCGCGUAUGGAUGAUUCCCCUUACAUCAAUGACGGUUCUAGCAUUUCUCUCCUCUCGUCGUACUAUCCUUUAAGACAGGAUUGUGGCGACUCUACUGACCAAACUGUUCCAGAUCACCACGACUCACUUCGUAAAUAUAAAAAGAUGCGAAUUACCCCACUGACUGACGACUACAACCCAAGGGAUAACCUCAGCGAUCAAUAUUUGCGCGAAUAUGAAGCAACACUCGAAAAGUUCAGCUCGAACUGGAACGAACAUGAGCAGUUGGACUUCAUCGAGCGCAUCCUCAAUCGCAUGUCUCAUAAUCAGUUGUUCUUCACUCACAAGUUGAUACAGCCGAUGCUGCAGCGAGAUUUUAUCGCCUUAUUGCCGCAGCACCUUGCCGAGAUGAUCCUUCUUAACUUGGAUGCCCAAACCUUAGCUUCAUGUGAAGCAGUCAGCACGAAAUGGCGAACCGUACUGGCAAAGGGUCAGUUGUGGAGAAAAGUCAUAGAACGAAAUGUACGCACGGAUAAUAUGUGGCGUGGACUGAGUGAGAAGAAAAAGUGGCGUAAAUUUAUUUUGGUCAGUAGAGACUGUGCCGCCCAUGAAAUUUGCGACAACUACAGAGUCCCCUACGAAAUGAUGCGAGGAUCAGCAGAAAUGGUUAUGUUGCAACAUCGAUUCUACAGAGAACUAUUCCCGAAAGUUGUGAACGACAUCGCAAAAAUUGAAUCUAAUUGGCGCAAUGGAGUUUAUAAACUGAGCAGCAUAAACUGCCGUUCAGAGAAUAGUAAAGGUGUGUAUUGCUUGCAAUAUGACGAUGAGAAAAUCGUUUCCGGUCUACGCGAUAACACAAUUAAGGUAUGGAAUCGUCAAGAUUUGAGUUGCGAACGGGUACUGUCAGGGCAUACGGGUUCUGUGUUGUGUCUUCAAUACGACGAAAGAGUUAUCAUUUCGGGUUCAUCUGAUGCAACGGUUCGUGUUUGGGAUGUGGCAACUGGAGAAUGUUUGAAUACAUUGAUUCAUCACUGUGAAGCAGUUCUGCAUUUACGUUUUAAUGAUGGAAUUAUGGUCACUUGUUCUAAAGACCGCUCGAUCGCGGUUUGGGACAUGGUGUCGCCGCGCGAGAUUAACCUUCGACGAGUUCUCGUCGGACAUCGCGCGGCUGUGAAUGUUGUUGAUUUCGACGACCGCUAUAUAGUCAGUGCCUCUGGUGAUCGGACCAUCAAGGUGUGGUCUGCUGAUAGUCUGGAGUUUGUUCGCACACUGUCGGGUCAUAAGCGUGGUAUUGCCUGCUUACAAUACCGCGGACGUCUUGUCGUCUCCGGAUCGAGUGAUAAUUCGAUCAGACUCUGGGAUAUACACUCUGGUGUAUGCUUACGCGUACUUGAGGGACACGAAGAACUGGUACGAUGUAUCCGAUUCGACGACAAACGCAUAGUUUCUGGUGCUUACGAUGGCAAGAUUCGUGUCUGGGACUUGGAAGCUGCUCUCGAUCCACGCUCUUCUCCCAGCUCGCUGUGCCUAAGCACAUUGGUGCAGCAUACCGGUCGCGUAUUUCGUCUUCAAUUUGAUGACUUCCAAAUAGUGAGCAGUUCCCAUGACGACACCAUACUUAUCUGGGAUUUCCUGGUUGAGCCGGCAUCACAAUCGAGUGGUGCUUCUCCGCCCAGUAGCACCCAAGACGAUCCUGCCCCACCUACUGCUCUUCCGUCUAGCUCCGCUGAACGGACAAUUGCUACUGAUGGAGCCUGUAGUCCGCCUCAGAGUCCACCGAGGGACGAUGAUGCUUGUGGACAGGCUGGCCCUAGCACAUCCUAUAACAACAGAUACGAGGGGUGGAACGGAGAUAACGGAUCAGUGCGCUAUGUCCAGAAGCCGAUCUUGCCCCGCCUGUACAAUGGAUUUGAGGACGGUAUGCGCGAAGAGGGCGCUGUAUUAGCGAACAGUCGAGAAGAUCCACGUUCUUUGGAAGUGAUCCAGAUGGAUUCGUCGUCGGACGAGGAGGAAGUGGACACUGCUGCCGCUGGUCCUUCGAAUCGCCAAGGACGGGCCCCACCUGCUAGUCCCGAGCCAUUCGAUAAAGGUGCAUGA